CAGUACAGGCAUUAUAAAUAAAGGCUAAAGAAAUCAAAGCCAUGGUUAAGGAGGUUGAAGCUGAAGCAAAACUUAGGGUUGGAAUUGAAACUCUUUGGAAAGCUUUGGUCAAAGACUUGAGAUUUAUUGUUCCAAAGCUCAUGCCCAACUCUGUUGAAAAAGUUGAGCUCAUUCAUGGAGAUGGUGGCCUUGGCUCUGUCUUGCUCUUCCAUCUUGUACAUGAUGAGGAGAUGAUGAAAAGGCAAAAGGAAAAGAUAGUGAAACUUGAUGAAACAAAGCAUGAAUUUGGGAUAGAAGUGAUGGAAGGGAACAUAUUGAAAAGAGGGUUUAGUUCUUUCAACACAACGUUCAAACUUUCUUCUAUUAGUGAAAAGGAAACCCUCGUGGAUUUCAAAGUUGUUUAUGAAACUGAACUGGGUGAUGAUGAAGUUGAACAAUCUCACUUAGAGAAAGUGGCAACUUCCACGUCUCUUUCUUUUUUCCAACUCUUGGAAAACUUUCUUCUUGAUUCAUCAUCGUAUGAUGUGUUUGGGCCCCAAACGAAGGAUACAUUUGCAGUCUGGAUUAUGGAAAUCCUAGUUUUAGGGUUUCAAUAA
Molecule: messenger RNA, 596 nt
Organism: Cucumis melo (muskmelon)
Lineage: Eukaryota; Viridiplantae; Streptophyta; Magnoliopsida; Cucurbitales; Cucurbitaceae
Product: phytohormone-binding protein CSBP-like
Exons: 2
Coding region: 42-596 (184 amino acids)
Biological process (GO): defense response; abscisic acid-activated signaling pathway
Cellular component (GO): cytoplasm; nucleus
Molecular function (GO): signaling receptor activity; abscisic acid binding; protein phosphatase inhibitor activity
Source: RefSeq, a predicted model, not a curated record